AUGACGUACGAGAUCCUUGGGGUUACGCGUGCAAACAAAGUGAUGAUGUACCACAUCUACGCUAUCGAUCGUGCAACAGGUGAGCGAGUGCUGUCAAUUCCAAAGCGCUUUUCCGAAUUCAAUCAGCUCCACGAGCAGCUCAAAGUCAUGAAAGUGCCGAGUGCAUCCAACUUACCAAAGCUGCCAAAGCCAAGUGUACGAAGUUUUUUGCGUGGCCGUCGCAGUAAAAAGACGAUCGAGAUCCGGGAAAAAGCGUUUGGCGACUUUCUGCAUUACAUUCGAGACCAUGAAGAUCUGCAUGAAAGUGCCGCCUUUCAACAAUUUAUCGCGAAGUAG
Molecule: messenger RNA, 336 nt
Organism: Peronospora matthiolae
Lineage: Eukaryota; Oomycota; Peronosporomycetes; Peronosporales; Peronosporaceae
Source: the annotation of a GenBank genome assembly